AUGUCCUCACCGUCCGAAUUCCUCACCUUCUACCGCCGGGCUGUUACAUCGGCACCACGAAUUCUCCGCGCCGUAGAACCGACGUUCCGACCUACACUCCGGAGCUUCGCCGUCUCAACAGGAUGUCGAAAGGAACUCAGCACGAAUGACAAGACUAAGACGGACAAGUAUCCCGACGACGAGCAUAGCAUCAACAAAGCGAAGAAAGGUGAUGAGUACGAUGUCCAGACAAGCAACCUGAAGGAUGGUAUUGAAGAAGCAAAGCGACGUGACCUCGAGUGGGGUGACAAAGUCACAGAGCUUAAACGUGAGCUCUAUAAGUUCAAGAGAACGGUUCGAGAGAUGGAGGAAAAGAAGAACAAGCAAUCAAAUAACAGCGCUGAGGGAGGCGAUCGAACCAAGCGCAAGGCGGCCGACAAGCGGGCAUCCGCCGGCGAUGACGACUACGUUGAUAUGGGGGAUUCUUCCGACGUUGAGGAAGAGUAUGAUGAGAAUUUAGUCGACCCCACCGAGACUCAGGACUACUUGCACUCACCAACCCCUGGGCAGGAUGAUGCUUCGGAAGAUAAUGGGUCUAAUGUUCAGGAGAAUGAAUUCUCGCUCCAUCGCCACCACUCGCGCAGGCGCAGCAUAAGCCGCACACAAUCCUCGCAGCCUAUCGUUAUCGGAGACGAGGAGUUCGAGAACGAGGAGGAUAAGUGUGAGUCCACUCGGAGCCAGCAAAAAGUCAUCGCAGUAGAUGACGCUUCCGAAGAUGAGGAGGAUCAGGAUCCCGGGUCGCUCUACCACGUACCACUGGAGCUCUCCCCUGCGCCUGCUGAUGAGCCUAUCGACCACGGAGACGGUAUCCUUGCUGGAGAGGAGGAUGGGCAUGUUGUUGCAGAGGAAAAAGCCGGGUCUGCUCAUGAAAAUUAUGCAGAUAAAGACAAGAACAUUGACACGACGGUUACCAUGCAUGGAACGUGUGAGGUAAACUGGGCCGAGUUGACGGCCGAGAAAACCGAAAAGAUCAUCAAGCUCAAUACCGACAUGACCCUGCUUACGGCCCGGCAUAAAAUCAACUUAGGUAAGCUCGAAGAGGAGCACCGCGCCGAGGUCAAAAAGCUCAAGGACGAAUACAAGUCUCUUGAAAAGAUAGCUUUCCCUGAGCUAGACAUAGAUCCACGGGACGACGCCGCUGUCGAUGCUGCUCUUGGCAAUAUGGAGAACAAUACUGCUGGCGACGGAAGCAAGACCACCGAAGAGCUCGCCGUCGGCUCUGAGGCUAUGGUGUCGAUAGAUGAAAUUGAUGGAAAGGGAGGCUUCGUUUACAAGACCGACCAGACUUCGGGAGGCCAGCACAAGGUUGUACAGAUCAACGCUAGUAGAACGAGGCGCGGCCUUAACGCGAUCAAGAGUGGCGCUGUCGACAAAGGAGAUGGAUCCGCUAUCCAAGAGCCCGCCCUCCACCACGUCCUUGAUGGCGGGCAUAUCACCACCCCAGCAUCCGUCGUCAAAGAAUUUGAGACGUUGAAGACAUCGUCAUGUGGUGCAUCCGCCGACACGCCAAAAGCGAACAAAAAGGGCAAAGAUCGCGCGCCCGAGGUCCAGCACCUCCCCCCGAACCAGACAACGGGACUAGAGGCGGAAAGUCAACAAUUUGUCUCUCAGAACAACUCUGUCCGUCAGACACGAGCAGCUAGCCGCAAUUCCAGUGUCGCUGAGGUCCAAGGACCUACAAUCCCUGCCCGCUCAGUCAAAGUUGACUCUUUCAACAUUCCCGCCAAGUCUGCGAGCACAGCCAGCACACAGAUGCGAAAUGACCACGCCCAGCUGCGAGAUCGGAAGUCAAUACGGCCCGAGCUUUCCCGUGAGCAGCAGCUCAACAUCCUCAACAUAUGUACACAUCAUCAACAAGGCAAUUGCUGCCGAGCUCUUCAUCUGCCUCAAGGUGAAAUAGAUCAGCUGCUGGUUCCUUACGUCGCUCCAAAGCCUCUGAAGAUGGUGUUAGGUAGAGAUAUCGAGGCAAAGCUCAAAGAGGAGGGUAUAUGCCAUGUUUACCAUCUUGGCUUUUGCUGUAAACGUGCCUAUGUGUCUAAAGAAGAGGCCGACAAGCAGAUCAUCAACGAGCGCAAUGUGAUUCUGCGACAUUCCCGUGUAGCUCAGCGUGAACGCAGCGCCGCUAGCUAG
This is a messenger RNA of Didymosphaeria variabile, 2169 nucleotides long. RefSeq lists its product as uncharacterized. The record is from RefSeq and is a predicted model, not a curated record. The coding region runs from base 1 to 2169 and encodes 722 amino acids. Lineage: Eukaryota; Fungi; Ascomycota; Dothideomycetes; Pleosporales; Didymosphaeriaceae. The transcript is spliced from 3 exons.